AUGGCGACGACCAACCCAUCGACCGAUUCGGCCGACCGCAAUGAGGGGGGAGCCCAAGACAUCAACACCGGCGCAGGUGUCGCGCUCGAGAAAGGACCGGCAGUCGCGGGGAACGACGGCGUGCAGGAAUUUCCCGAGGGCGGUGUUCGGGCCUGGAUGGUCGCAACGGGGACGGCCUUGAUCAUGUUCAGCACGCUCGGAUAUGUCAACUCUUGGGGGGUGUUCCAAGCCUACUACGAGACACACCAGCUGAGCGACCACAGCCCGGACCAGAUCGCAUGGAUUGGUUCGCUUCAGGGCUUCUUCAUCUUCGCUGGCGGGCUCGUUGGCGGGCCCAUGUUUGACCGAUGGGGUGCCAAGGUCAUUCGGCCCGGUGCCUUGCUGUACGUCCUUUCACAGAUGCUGACCAGCCUCUGCAAGAAAUACUGGCAGUUCAUGCUCGCUCAGGGCGUCAUGGGCGGCAUCUCGCUCGGCUUGACCAUGUGCCCGUCCAUGGCAGCAACACCGCAGUACUUCAACCAGAAGCGAGCGGCUGCCAUGGGCAUGGCCAUCGCUGGGUCGUCCAUCGGCGGCGUGAUAUGGCCGAUCGCGCUGUCCAAGAUGCUCAACAGCAGCAGCCUUGGCUUCGGCUGGUCCGUCCGCAUCGUCGGCUUCAUCCUGCUCGGCGUGCUGACCUACGCCACGCUGGCCAUCAAGGCCCGCCUCCCGCCGCGCAAGUCCGGCUUUCUCUUGCCCGGCGCCUUCAAGGAGCCCGUCUACACCGUCAGCAUCGUGGCGUGCUUCUUCCUCUUCAUGGGCAUGUUCACGCCCUUCUUCUUCCUGCCGACCUACGCCGUGACCAAGGGCAUGAACCAGACGCUGGCCGGCUACCUGCUCGCCAUCCUGAACGGCGCGUCCUUCCCGGGCCGGGUCGUCCCGGGGAUCCUGGCCGACAAGCUCGGGCGCUUCAACAUGUUCUUCUUCUCGGCGCUCGCGUCGGGCGUCAUCACGCUGUGCUGGACCAAGUGCGAGUCCAACGCCAGCAUCAUCGUCUUCGCCGUCUUCUUCGGCUUCGCCUCGGGCGCCAUCGUCUCCGGCGCCAGCGUCACCCUCGCCUCGUGCCCCAAGGACCCCCGGAACAUCGGCACGUACAUGGGCAUGGGCCUGUUCGUGGCCUCGUUUGCCGCCCUCAUCAGCCCGCCCAUCAACGGUGCGCUGGUCAAGAAGAACGAUGGCGUGCUGCACAUGUCCAUCCUGAGCGGCGUCCUGGUGCUUUUCGGUUCUUGUGUCGUGCUUGUCGCCAAGGCCGUAAGCCCCGCCGGCAUCUGGUCCAGGACCUAA
Molecule: messenger RNA, 1320 nt
Organism: Chaetomium strumarium
Lineage: Eukaryota; Fungi; Ascomycota; Sordariomycetes; Sordariales; Chaetomiaceae
Product: putative monocarboxylate permease
Exons: 3
Coding region: 1-1320 (439 amino acids)
Biological process (GO): transmembrane transport
Cellular component (GO): membrane
Molecular function (GO): transmembrane transporter activity
Source: RefSeq, a predicted model, not a curated record